Messenger RNA from Ricinus communis (castor bean), 1512 nucleotides. RefSeq names its product vacuolar protein sorting-associated protein 26A. The transcript is spliced from 11 exons. The record is from RefSeq and is a predicted model, not a curated record. Gene Ontology annotation, cellular component: endosome; retromer complex. Gene Ontology annotation, biological process: intracellular protein transport; retrograde transport, endosome to Golgi. Lineage: Eukaryota; Viridiplantae; Streptophyta; Magnoliopsida; Malpighiales; Euphorbiaceae. Bases 197 to 1102 code for a protein of 301 amino acids.
AGAAAUGAUUAAAAUAGAAAGAAAAAAAAAGGAAGCAGCAAUAAUUAAUAGCAGCAGCAGCAGAUCUCCUUCCUUUUAAUGCUUGCUUCAGCUUAUUACUAACUCUUGAAAUUUCUGGUUUCUGUUUCAAGCCUAUUUUCUUCUUCUUCUUCUUCUUCUUCUUCUUCAUGCGUUGAAGCUUGAGAAAAAGAAGAUCAUGAAUUUCCUAAUUGGAGCUUUCAAGCCGCCAUGUAUCAUUUCAAUUAUUUUUGCUGAUGGAAGAACUCGCAAACAGGUUCCAUUAAAGAAGGAGAAUGGACAAUCAGUUUUGGUUCCUCUCUUUCAAAGUCAAGAAAACAUUGUUGGAGAGGUUGCUGUAGAACCACUUCAGGGAAAGAAGCUUGAGCAUACUGGUAUUAAAAUUGAGCUGCUUGGUCAGAUAGAGUUAUACUUUGACCGAGGCAACUUUUAUGAUUUUACAUCUCUAGUUCGUGAACUUGACAUUCCUGGUGAGCUAUAUGAAAGAAAAACAUACCCAUUCGAAUUUUCCACAGUUGAAAUGCCAUAUGAGUCUUACAAUGGAGUGAACGUGAGGCUUAGGUAUAUAUUGAAAGUGACAGUCAGUCGAAACUAUGUUAGCAACAUUGUAGAGUACCAAGAUUUUGUGGUACGUAACUACUCCCCUCCACCGUCAGUCAAUAACAGCAUUAAGAUGGAAGUUGGAAUCGAGGACUGCCUUCAUAUCGAGUUUGAGUACAGUAAAAGCAAGUACCAUUUGAAGGACGUCAUUGUUGGCAAAAUAUAUUUUCUUCUGGUAAGAAUUAAGAUUAAAAAUAUGGAGCUUGAGAUCAGGCGCCGGGAGUCUACAGGAUCAGGGCCAAAUACAUAUGUUGAGACAGAAACCCUUGCAAAAUUUGAGUUGAUGGACGGUGCUCCUGUCAGAGGAGAAUCAAUUCCAACCAGGCUGUUUCUAAGUCCAUAUGAGUUGACACCCACAUAUCGCAACAUCAAUAACAAAUUCAGUGUGAAGUACUACUUGAACCUUGUUCUAGUUGAUGAAGAGGAUAGACGAUAUUUCAAGCAGCAAGAAAUCACAAUUUAUCGGCUUCUUGAAAAUUCUUGAUCAUUUUUAAUGAGAAGCUGGCAGCCUGAGACUAUUUCAGUUGAGAAAAAGAAGCAGCACUUUAAUGUUGCCAUUUGAAGGCUUCGUUUACCAUCUUGAUGGAUUAAAGGAGGGGUGGGUGGGUCUGGGGUUCAUGGAGAGCUUUUUCCUUGAUUUGCAUGGAGUUUGUUCCAAGUUCCAACGACAUGCUUGUUCUUGAUUAGUGCCAAACCUUUAGAAUGAUGGGAACCCAGUACCUGAUUUAACACCUCAUGUUUAGUUUUGAUUUUUUGUGAAAAUUAUUUGUAUCGAUUUGGUUCUUCUCUUUUUCAUUUAUUUCCUUCUGAUUAGCUGGUCAAUUGUGUUAAACUUGGUAAAACUGAGACAGAUUGAUAUAAAUUUGUUCUCUCAAAAUUAUCUGUUCAGUAAUA